Molecule: messenger RNA, 2771 nt
Organism: Bemisia tabaci
Lineage: Eukaryota; Metazoa; Arthropoda; Insecta; Hemiptera; Aleyrodidae
Source: RefSeq, a predicted model, not a curated record
CACCUAAAGUAAACAAGAUCCGGUUCGGCUUUAAAAACUGUGUUGAAAAUUCUUCAGCGACGUGAGAAUUUUCCAAAAGAACAUGCGGCUGUUAAGACCCUUAGCCGUAUGCACAGGGUAUAUUAUCUUACUAGUUGUGCCCGUUCAAUGUGCCGUGUUCCGGGAUUCAUCGGCUCAAAAACAACCCCGCGCUUCGAGAUUGAGGACUUCAACGACGACCACUACCGAGAGUGAACCAUUCGAGGAACCGGUGACAUCAUCGGUGUUUGAGGAGUUGCAUCCUACGGAAGAGCAGGCGUCCUCAACAAGUGCAGAGCCAGAGACGACCCCUCUCAGCAAUCCACUACCCUUGACUGUGGAUCCCGCGGAACCCAGUCCGGAUUUUGUGAGCAUAGAGGAACAGAAAGAGGAGAUACCCAAGAGGAAAUCAUGGGUUCAGCGUGUUGCCUACGUCGUCAAGUCACCGAGGGUGGCUGCUCGUUCGGGGGCUCGAGCUGUUGUCGACGAGGGUGCGUCUUCAGACACACAGGAUGAUUUUGAGAACUUGAGCUGGGUCUCGCAGGUGAUAACCAAGUCCAUGUGGAAGUACACUCCGCGCUCGGAAAGCAACAGUGCUUGCACGCAUCAAGGCGAGCUAUAUCGAAGGCACUUCAGUAACUUGACUCAAUGGGCUGUCAAAAUGUUCGAUUCAGCGGACAUAGCACCAAAUGGAGUUUUGGAGACUGAUCAUCUGAACUCGGGGCAUUUUGACGAAUGUCUGACCAUCGACGUAAAAUCUUUGGAUCUCAAAGGUCAGUACUGCUUGGUUAAAGCUGAGUACAGCCCCCACAAAGAGCUCAGUCCGGAAUUUUGGGCACCUGACAAAGAAACUAAUUACAAUCAGCCGGAUCCCAUGAAAACAGUCUGGCUCGAUGCAAAGCCUCACACGGACCCGGCGCGGAAGAACAGGAGCGAGUUUGAGUUCGCGGUCUGUCUGCCGAAGUCAUGUUCAGCCCGAGAUUUGCAGGUGUCGCUCCAAGAGACGGUCAACCGAGUGGCCGCUGCUCACAAGCUCAACUUUAAGCUCACUGUCAGACCCCAAGACUGUGCUAUAAAGGACCCUGAAAUCCGCGACCCGCUUGGAUUCACCCUCACUGUGUUGAUAGGUCUGAGCGCUGGAGGUCUCGUUUUCAUUGGCACAUUUUUGGAUAUUCUGGUUUUUCAAAAAAACAAGUCGAAAAGUUUACUGCGGACUUGUCUCAAGCCGUUCUCAGUAGCGAGAAAUUUGGAGAGACUCCAGAAACCUAGCGAGGAUGCAGAAUUCACACCUGUAAACUUCUUCAAACUUGUCAUCUUGGUGCAGAUUAUCAAUGGACAUCGAAUCAUGUUUACCUUCGGUAAUAGGAUUUACAACCCAUCUUGGAUUGAGAGGCUUGCAAGGCAUCCCCUCAGCGCGUACGUGAACGGAGCUAGUUCCGUCAUUGUUGAUUUCUUCUUCGUAAUUGGUGGCUUCCUAGCUUACCUCUUCAUUUACAGAACAUUAUUACAGAAGAAGAGGGUAAAUCUGGUGAUGGUCUUCUUUUACCGAUGGCUGAGGAUAGUGCCAUUGUACGCACUUGUGAUCGCAUUUUACACCUUCGUCAUGCCUAGUUUAGGUGAGGGUCCCGUAUGGAAUAGGUUUGUGGAGAGAGACGUGGCUUAUUGUAGGAAAAACUGGUGGCUGAAUCUCCUAUUUAUCAACAAUUAUGUCCAUUCCGACCAACUGUGUAUGAUCCAUUCCUGGUAUCUGUCCGUGGAUAUGCAGCUGUUCAUUUUGACGUCUUUUAUAGCAGUCUUUAUUUUCCAUCACCAAAAGGCAGCUAAGCUUGUAUUAGGGACUGUAGUCACUCUGUCUAUUGUCCUUCCGGCCAUGAACUUGUACUUUGGAAAAUUUCACGCUGUAACUUUCGCUUUUCAACAAUUUUUACAGAAUAUCAAUGCAGACCCAAAUUUCUAUGAUAUGUACAUCAGAACACAUACAAGAGCAAUUCCAUACAUUUUGGGACUAACAUCUGCUCACAUCUACUUAAAACUCAAAGAUAAAAAAUUCAAGUUCACAAAGCGUCAGUUGUGGAUGUGCGUUGGGCUAUGUUUUGUGUUCGGCAAUGCAUCUGUGUUCUACAGUGCCUUGCUCUACUUGCCAGGUUGGCCCUACAAUAUUGUUGAGCACAUGAUCUACAAUCCUCUGCAUAGGAUAUUAUUCGCUUUUAUCCCUUGUUUCAUCCUCAUCGCCCAAGGAACCACCGGGUUUGGAAUAGUGAGCAGGUUCAUGAGCUCUCCUUUCUUUGGUGUGAUGGGAAGACUGACCUAUUGUGGGUAUCUAAUCCACCCAAUAGUUCAACUAACGAUGAUAUACUCUAAUCGGACGGCAUUUUCACUAGCUCCUCUUAGAAUUGCAUGGGCAUCUUGUGGAGAUACCCUAGCCACAUUCAUCUUAGCACUUGCCUUGAAUCUUCUCUUUGAAUCACCUAUCGAUCGGUUACAGAAGAAAAUCUUCCAAUCUUUCAUUCGUGAGUACAAAGAACCGAGAACACAGUUAGAGCCACAGACUGAGGAAGCCGAGAUGUCUGAUAAACCGGAGGUCACUGAGACUGAACAUUGCUGAUCAACAUGCUAAUCCCAUAACGGCGCAUGUUUAGUCAACUUUAUUUUUUCGCUUAAAAAUCAAUCGCGUUUUUAGUUUUGAUGCUACUGUUGAAGUCAUUUGAAUUUUUCUUUAGGUCAGAAAAUACACUCACGUAGCAAAAGAUAAA